GGCAAAAUUAAAAAAAUGAAGUACCUACACCAUAACUUUUUUUCAGACCUAUUGUUUGACGCGCCGACUCCCGCCGCGGCCUCUGACCCCGAAUCCGAAAAUGAUUCUAGCGAUUCGGAGCCAAGUGAUAAAGCUGAGUACAAAUGCAAGAAAUGCCGCAAGACAUUUGACCAGGAAGAGAGUCUCACGAGACAUAUGUUCGCUAUACAUGCGAAACAUAAAAUUCCAGUACCCGCAAAAAAAAUAAACACAUGCAAAUUUUGUUGUCAGUGGUUUACAGAAAAAAUCGAUUUAGAGAAUCAUAUGGAGAUUCAUAAGGUUACGGAGGAGAUAACGGAUGAUCAGUUAUCUUGUGAGGUAUGCGACAAGAAGUUUACAGACGAUUCACAGUUGAAGGAACAUGAGUUAGAAGAACACAAUAUCUACAGAGGUAGACGUGAUGACAUAAAUGCCCCUAACAAAAACGCUGAGAGGUUUAGGGAUGACGAUGAAAACAGAAAAAUCUACCAGUGUGAAUUGUGCCAAAAAAUAUACUACAGUGGUAAUGGUUUGAAAUCGCAUAUGAUGAUACACGCUGGGGAAAAACCACACACUUGUGAUGUUUGCCAAAAGAAAUUUAGGCAUAAGGGUCACUUAAAAGUUCACAUUCAAAUUCACAGUCAAAACAGGCAAUAUCCCUUCAACUGUGAUGUAUGUGAUAAGAAAUUCACACUAAAAUCGGCCUUGGUUCGUCAUAUUCGGACACAUACUGGAGAAAAACCUCAUGCCUGUGAAAUUUGUAAAAAACAAUUUGCACUUCAGUCUACUUUAGACUCGCAUAUGUGCUUUCACAGGGGCGAAAAACCUUUUUCUUGUGAAAUUUGUCAAAAGACAUUCGCAUUCAAGUAUACCCUACAGAAACAUAGGCGCUUUCACUCGGAAACACGCGGCCAGAAAAAAUCCCUUACGUGUGAAGUAUGCGCGAAACAAUUCACUUUAAAACGAAAUUUAGAGAAACAUUUACUCACUCACACAGAUGCUAUCAAUCUACCAAAUUGCACUAGAGAGGAAAGUUUCUGUUGCGAAAUAUGUGGAAGGCGAUUUAGACAAAAAAGCUAUUUGGCUCGACAUCUCAAGGGUCACACGGGAGUGAAACCACACGCUUGUGAUAUAUGCGACAAACGAUUUACAGAAAAAAGUAGCUUGAAAGCUCAUAAGAAAAUACAUACCGGUGAGAAAGAGUACUCUUGUGAAAUAUGUCGGAAACAAUUUGGAUUGAAAGCCACUUUGAAAAACCACAUGAUAAUACACACUGGACAAAAACCGCACGCAUGCAGAAUUUGUAAUAAACAAUUUUCAUAUAAAUGUGCUUUGAACGUUCAUUUAAAAUCAGUUCACUUCAGAGAAAGACCUCACGUAUGUCAUGUUUGCAAAAAGUCGUUUGCUUUGAUAUCCACAUUAAAAAUACAUUUAUUGAGUCACACAGGUAUGAAACCUUUCUCGUGCCACAUAUGUGGCAAGGCAUUCGCAGUGCGAUAUGCAUUAAAGAAGCACCUUUCAACCCAUAGCGGGGCUAGCACGACUAAUCGCGCGCAUGCUGCUAAUCGGGUACAAGCAUCCCACUAUCGACCUUUUCUCUCGCAGUGUAUGAAUUAGAAAUAGAAGAUAAGUUUCAGACUUGACGAAUAGUGGAGCGGUGUCUAUACACCUAACCUAUGUUUGACGUAUAAUAUUAUCAAACGACGUUUAUUAUCAAACCUUCAUUAAGCAUCAAGCGCGCACAUUUUGACGAUAUUUCAUCACUAUCGCGCCCCGGUUAUGUGUGUUUGGGUAUUUAUAAUUACGUAAGUAAGUAUACAUAUUACGGUUAAUGUCAUUAUAAAUCGUGGUAUCUGCCAACGCUUCUUAAAUCAUUUUGAAGUAGGAGUAUAAAUUUAUAGUAAUCAUGGAAUAAAGUUUUCUUCAAAACAAUAAUUAUUAAAUAAACUUCAAAAUAUAUAAGAUACUCUUUAUAUUUUGGUCAGCGUGAGCCAUAAAGUGGUGAAUAAAAUAGUGACUAUGCAUGAAAAUAUUGUUAGCACUAGCAGAAAGAGAUUUGUAGAAUAUUGUUGAACUCGUUUUUUAGAUCGUUUGUACAUUGACCUUAACAGUAUGUAUUUGUAAUUAAAUAAUUAUAAAUGUCAGUAGUUGGUAGGUUAUAUUUUGGUAGAAUCGCCAACAAUUAUGAAUGUAAUGUAGCGCUAUCUAGCGGUAUGCGUGACUAUCUAUAAAAACUAUUUUCAUACCUAUUUACCCGUAUGGCGCUCCAAUACCUAUUAGGAAUUAACCUUACUUAAGUAUAUACAUAAACAUGGAUACAAUUCAAACACAUCAAUGUAAAGAUUAGGAAUUAUAUCACGAUCAACAUGCAAAAACUAUCUGGCUUAAUAUUUGUCAAUGUAAGAAUCUGAAUUGUUGUCCUAUUAAUGUUAAAUAUCUAAAUUUGGAUGUAGCUUUUGUGGUUUUCUUUAAUAAUAAUGAAAAAUAUUUAGUUAAAAGUUUUCCUUUUAUAAAUACAUGUUACAUAGCCGAUUGUGCUUUCCAUUAUCAUCAAAUACUAUAUCGUAGCUAAUAAGAUAAUCGCACCGAUGUGAUUCAUAGUGCGAAUUAAAUGUUAUAAUUCAAUAUAAAAUGUAAGUAUAAUUUUUUUUUAAUCAGUUCACUUUUUAAGUAUAAAUAUUACACUUUGCACUACACACUUUUUUGAUCACAUUUAUUGUAUGAAAAGUAGCUUUAUUCGUAUUUUAAAUAAGCUGUAGUUAACUAAGGUAUGUUAUGUAUAAAUGCUUAUUAUUAAUAUUGUUUUUAAACAAAUAAAGUUACUGUAAUAAAAG
Molecule: messenger RNA, 2852 nt
Organism: Cydia strobilella
Lineage: Eukaryota; Metazoa; Arthropoda; Insecta; Lepidoptera; Tortricidae
Product: gastrula zinc finger protein XlCGF57.1-like
Exons: 1
Coding region: 16-1635 (539 amino acids)
Source: RefSeq, a predicted model, not a curated record